Messenger RNA from Capronia epimyces CBS 606.96, 2556 nucleotides. RefSeq lists its product as uncharacterized. The transcript has a single exon. Bases 1 to 2556 code for a protein of 851 amino acids. The record is from RefSeq and is a predicted model, not a curated record. Lineage: Eukaryota; Fungi; Ascomycota; Eurotiomycetes; Chaetothyriales; Herpotrichiellaceae.
AUGGCAUGGCAAAGGAGCUCAUCGUCGGGCCUACAUACUGGUACUUCCACGGCACGAGUACGGGGCCGAGGCGAGUCCGAUGUCGAAAAGGAAGCCUUUUUCCGAUCACGAAGCAGCGAAGACGACAAUAGCUAUGCGAUCUCUGACGACGACGACGAUGACGAUGAUCAACAAUCUGCCGCAUCCUCACGACGCACCUCUUCCUACAAACCGAUGCCGAUACACACGGCCUAUGCUUCAAAGAGGUCAUCCUCGCCUUCAUAUCUGGGAAGAAUGCCGCGAUCGAUUAUGCGCUGGCUCUGUUUGGGUCUUGCCGCCACAUUACUCAUAUUCAUCUUCUCACUGGUUCGAUUAAGUUGGAACGCAGACAAGGAGGUGAAAGUCGCCAUCGAACAAGCCAAAGUGGCACCCAAGCCUCCACCGUGGGAGAGUUUUCCCUUCCUCCAGAGAUACUACGGUGGACUUCGGUCUUUGGUUCCUGCCAAGUCGAAUGAUCCUGAAUACCCUCGAAAUGACGACGAAAUGCCCACUGACAGCUUCAGCAUAGAUGAAGAGGUUAAGAAAGAAGAGGACGAAAAGAAGCAGAAGGAGCAACAGCAGGAGGAAGAGAGGAGGCAAAAGGAGCAGGAGCAAGAGCAAGAGAAGAAACCUAGCAAACGGAGUAAACGGUCUGUUCAAGCCAGCAACAGAUUCGAUCCCUACCCAAACUACACAUCUACAGAAUACACUGCGAAAUUCGGCGAGAAGGUCGAUUGCUAUCUGGACGCCAAAAACACGGUGUCUAUUCCAAGCGUUCGAGUCUACGAAGGCAUUCCGAGAGGAUUCCCCGACAAUGUCAUGGGGUCUGCCGAACAGCUAGGCCUGAGAACCGACAUUUGCUACGAUCGGUUCGGUCGGUUAGGACCGUAUGGUUUGGGAUACAGCAUCAACCGCGGCGGCAGUGGUGCGCAACAAGAAGGCGAAAGAGAGGGGGCCGACCUGGUCUGGGAAGACAGCCCGGAAGUGGACUGGCGGAAAGUUCAAUGGGCCGACGCUCAACAAAGAUGUGUCGCCGCGAAUCAACAUCGAUUCAAAGAGCUGCCGGAACCUCGAGUGGAAAAGUUCAGGGCAAUGCAAGUCGGAGCCAUCUCAAACAAAGACAACUCCCUUGACUCCAAGGCCACAUCUGUCAAACAAGAUGAAAAGCCAAAAGGCGGCUCAGAGAAGCUACCUAGGACAGCGGUUGUGAUUCGGACUUGGUGGGACUAUCCAUAUACCAUCGAAGAUAAGAUGUACCUUCGAUCUCUCAUCUCGGAGUUGAGCAUGUUGAGUGGGGGAGAGUACGUGGUACACUUUCUCAUCCAAGUCAAGAGCGACGACGCCCCCGUAUGGUCUGACGACGAAACCUACGAGCGAGUUCUCCGAGAUUCAUUACCUGAAGAGUUCCGCGGUAUGGGUACACUUUGGUCGGAACGCCAAAUGCUGCUCAUGUACGGCGGCCUGGAAGAAACUUGGAUGCGAGAUCUGCCUGUUCACGGCGUGUACCGUAGCACGUUCAUGCCCAUGCAAUACUUUGCCUACCAACAUCCCGAAUACGACUUUUUCUGGAACUGGGAGAUGGACAUCCGCAGCACGCACCACUGGUAUCAUUUCUUCGACCGCGUGUCCCAAUGGGCCAAAGCUCAGCCCCGCAAGCUCCUGUGGGAGCGCAACAGCAGAUUCUACAUUCCCUCGGAGCAUGGGACAUGGGAUGACUUUAGUCAUAUGGUACGCAUCCAGACGGAACAAGGCACCAACAGUGCCAGCAAUCUAUGGAGCAGUCUGAAUCGGGCCAAAGAUCAGAGCGGUUCCGUCCCCGUGGCGGGCGGAAUGAGACAGCAGGGCGAUACACCGAUCUGGGGCCCCGAACGUCCCUUGGACGACGACGUGGCGUUUGACGGCGACCCUAUGCCGCCCACAUCAUUCGACAAGGACAAAUAUACAUGGGGGGUGGGCGAAGAGGCAGACCUGAUCGUGUUCAACCCGCUCUUCGACCCGGACGGCACGACGUGGCUUCUGAAGGACGACACCACAGGGUACAACAUCACGCGGGGGCGGCCUCCGCGACGCACGGCCAUCAUCACGGCCAGCCGACUCAGCCGCAGGCUUUUGACAACGAUGCACCGCGAAACCGCGCUCAAGAAGCACACCAUGUUCAGCGAAAUGUGGCCGGCCAGCUGCGCCUUGCACCAUGGCCUGAAAGCCGUCUACGCCCCGCACCCGGAGUACAUUGACCGCAAGUGGCCCACGAACUACCUCCAGGCCGUGUUCAACGGCGGCCGCAACGGCGCCACGGGCGGCGCCCGCACCAGCGUCUUUGGAGAUCGCGAGCACAAUUUCCGCGGCACAACCUGGUACUACAACGCCGGCUUCCCCGAGGUCCUGUGGCACCGCUGGCUCGGCAUGAAAUUCAACAAUGACGGCGGCGAGCAGGACGAGGUGGCAGGCGAAGGCAGAAUGUGCUUGCCCGGCAUGCUUCUCCAUCCCAUCAAGAGGGUCAAUUUGAUCCAGGAGGGGAGGAGGGCCGAUCAAUCUUGA